Molecule: messenger RNA, 527 nt
Organism: Diversispora eburnea
Lineage: Eukaryota; Fungi; Glomeromycota; Glomeromycetes; Diversisporales; Diversisporaceae
Source: the annotation of a GenBank genome assembly
AUGUCUUCAUCAGGAAUGGGAAAUUCUUUAUCACAAAUACCCGAGGAAUCACGUGACUCACUUCAAUUUAUAAAUUUCACAUCACAAACGAAUAAUCAACAAAACAAGCAAUCCUUUUCAAUAAGAUCAAGGCCUGCACCAACCAAACGUAAAUCUAAAGGUGCACUUGAUUUUAUACUUAAUACAUCGGGAUCAGGCGAAUCUAGUCAAAAACGUUCAAAAUUUGAUGAAAAUAAUAGUGCUUCCACUGAUGAGAUGAAAUUUGAAUUUCGUUUAAAAAUUAGGUGGAUCGAAGAAAGCUUAGUGACGACCCGAAUCCUAAGCAUGAGAAGUAUAAAGAAGCCUUGCGUAAACUUUUUGACGAAUUGGAAACGCGCAUUGCAACAAACCACUUCGACGUAUCGUACGAGGCCACAAAAAGCAUAUCAAAUAAAGAUAGUACCUGAGAAGUUGGUCGAGGGCAAAAAUGGUCGUGGAAAUCUUGACUGUGGUGUUGAAUCGCGUACAACUGGGAGAACGAUUGGCUU